UUAUUUACAGGUAAUUUUUCAAAAGAAACUUGUCAAACUCCAGCAUUAUUGAUAAUGAUUCAACAAGUCUAUGGAAACGCGGGUUGAUACUUAAAGCUCUUUUACAUAAAAAGUACUCGAGAGUAUUUAAGUAAAUGGCCCAAAACAAUUAAAAGCAAAAAACAAUUAAAAAUACGUUUCAGAGUGAAGAAGAGAGAGAGGGAGAGAGGAGGAACCAGUAGAAACUGUAAAAUAACAAAAAAGCCAACAAAUGUCAAGGCAUCACAUAUACGGACACAAAAUUACAACAAGAAUAGCAAUAAUAACAAAAACAACAACUACAAAUGACGAGGUAGAAAGUCCCUAACAAAAAAAGGAAAAAAAUUAACUUAAAAUACUGCAAACAGCAGCAAUAGAGAAGCUGUAAUAAAGAAGUCAUAAAAAGAAGGGACAACAAUAACAAGACAUUUAAAAAAAGGACACAUAAUCAAGCCAAAGGCAUAAAAGCACAAAAACAACAGUAAAUUACAAAAAAUAAGAGAGAAAAGGAAACACAAACACUUCUAUACAUAUCGCAAUUUAGAAAUAAACAAGAUAAACGGAAAAGAGAGAGUGAUAGAGAACGAGAGUCAACGGAAAAAGGAAACAGUUUAAUACAUUGUGUAAUAACAAAACAUAAAUACAACAAUAACAAUGGAAUUGCUUUUAAAGCUUUAAGAGAAAAAAAAAACAAAACAAAUUAUUAUUGUGUUAAAUAAAAUUUAAACUAAAAAGGAAAACAUUACACACUCAUACUGCUACUUAAACACACCCUAACAUAUCCUGCUUCCGGUUUAAGUUGAUAAGAAAAAAAAAAACCUUACAAAACAAUAAAAGCUGCCAACUGCAAUUAAAAGUCCUACCAACACACACACAACGACAUGUCACAAAUUAGUUCCAGCUAAAAAAAAAAAACAAAAACAAAAACAAAUUCAUUAAACAAGACAAACUUUUUCUCUCUACAAAACCAAAAACUUUUCUAAUCCUUUUUCCACAACACACUUCCAACAUAUAGAAAAAUAAAAACUCCUAACAAGAUGGCUUUCAUAUGGCGUCGUCGCUCCACUUCAAUAGUGAAAAUUAUUGCUGUUUUAACAGCCAUAUGGUUCUUUGUUGCCUUCUUCAUCUAUACCGAUGACACACGACGCGAAACCGCCAGCAAUAAAUGGAGUGCCAUGUCUCAGCAGCUAAAAAGUUUAGCUGCUGGUGGAUCUGGUAAUGCUAACAAUCAAAUCGAUAAUUUUGAACGUGAUGGUGCCGGGGUAUUUGAGGCAGGCGGUGGUUUUGGUGUCGGUAAUAAUGUGGUCUUAGAACGCAACAAUAAUGCUCAACAUGGUGGAGGUGGUGGUAAUGAAAUCGAUGAUGAUGAUGAUGAUAAUAAUGAUGCUAAUGGCGAAGGGGUGGCUGCCGAUGUUCCUAUUGCUCAGCCGGAUGAACCGAAUAAUGCGGGGGAUGGUGGAGAUGCUGGAGAUAUUGAUGACAAUGCUGACAUCAACGAAGGUGAUGAGUCGAUAUUGAAUAAUGUUGUUGUACAUCCCAACGAUAAAUAUCGCGGCAAAAAAGGCAACAGUAAUGAGAAAUCACAUCAGGCGGUCGAUGAUGGUAAGUCUAGAACUAAAAAUGUUAAAGGAUUUAUUAUAAAUAUUUACUUUACUUUGAAAAUAUACAGAAGAUACUGAUCACUAAAGAUCAAGAUUUUUAAUAGAGAACAGACUUAUCCCUAAUGCUUCAGCUAUUCUACAGAGAAUACACUGAAGCUAAAGUUUCACCUAUUAUAUACAUAAUAUAGAAUAGGGAGCUAAAGCUCCCUGAAGAGAAUAUACUGAUCGCUAAAGCUCCAGCUAUUCUAAAGAGAAUGGACUGAUCGCUAAAGCUUCAGCUAUUUUAAAGAGAAUAGACUGACCAUUUAAGCUCCUGUUAUUUAAUAUCGAAUAUACUGAUCGCUGAUACUGAUUGGGCAGAUCGCUAAAGCUUCAGCUAUUCUACAGAGAAUACACUGAAGCUAAAGUUUCACCUAUUAUAUACAUAAUAUAGAAUAGGGAGCUAAAGCUCCCUGAAGAGAAUAGACUGGUUGCUAAAGCUCCUGCUAUUCUAUAUAUAUAAUAGAGUGAUCGCUAAAGUUCCUGCUAUUCUACAUAGAAUAGGCUGAUCGCUAAUGCUCCUGCUUGUCUAUAAAUAAUAGACUGAUCGCUAAAGCUGCUUAUAUAGUAUAGAAUGAUUCUAUAUAGAAUAGACUGAUAGCUAAAGCUCCUGCUAUUCUAUAUAGAAUAGACUGAUUGCUAAAGCUCCUGCUAUUCUAUAUAGAAUAGACUGAUCGCUAAAGCUCCUGCUAUUCUAUAUAGAAUAGACUGAUCGCUAAAGCUCCUGCUAUUCUAUAUAGAAUAGACUGAUCGCUAAAGCUCCUGCUAUUCUAUAUAGAAUAGACUGAUCGCUAAAGCUCCUGCUAUUCUAUAUAGAAUAGACUGAUCGCUAAAGCUCCUGCUAUUCUAUAUAGAAUAGACUGAUCGCUAAAGCUCCUGCUAUUCUAAAUAGAAUAGACUGAUCGCUAAAGCUCCUGCUAUUCUAUAUAGAAUAGACUGGUCGCCAAAGCUCCUGCUAUUCUAUAUAGAAUAGACUGAUCGCUAAAGCUCCUGCUGUUCUAUAUAGAAUAGACUGAUCGCUAAAGCUCCUGCUGUUCUAUAUAGAAUAGACUGAUCGCCAAAGCUCCUGCUGUUCUAUAAAGAAUAAAAUGAUCUCUAAAGCUUCUGCUAUUCUAUAUAGAAUAGACUGAUAGCUAAAGCUAAUGUUAUUCAAUAUACAAUAGACUGAUCGCUAAAGCUUCUGCUAUUCUAUAUACAGUAGACUGAUCGAUAAAUCUCCUGCUUUUCUAUGUAGAAUAGACGGAUUGUUAAAACUUCUGCUAAUCUAUAUAGAAUAGACUGAUUGCUAAAGCUUCUGCUAUUCUAUAGAGAACAAACUGAUCGCUAAAGCUUAAGAUAUUCUAUAGAGAAUGCACUAAUCGCUAGUGUAAUUUUUAUUCUAUAUAGAAUAGACUGAUCGCUAAAACUCCUACUGUUCUCUAAAGAAUAGACUGAUCGCUAAAACUCCUGUUAUUCUAAAUAGAAUAGUCUCGAUCGCUAAAGCUCUUGCUAUUCUUUAUUGAAUAGACUGGUCGUUGAAGCUCCUGCUAUUCUAUAUAGUUUAGAAUGAUCGCUAAAGCUUCUGCUAUUCUAAAUAGAAUAGACUGAUCGCUAAAGCUUCUGCUAUUCUAUAUAGAAUAAAUUGAUCGCUAAAGCUUCUGCUAUUAUUUAUAGAAUAGACUGAUCGCUAAAGCUCCUGCUAUUCUAUAUAGAAAAUGCUGAUCGCUAAUGUUUCACGAUUGCAUUAACUCCAGCUAUUCUAUAGAGAAUAUAUUAAUGAUGGCUUAAGAUCUAGAUUUUCUAUACAGAAUAUUGAAGAUCGAUAAAACUCGAUCGCUUUUAGUCCCUUUUAUUUCAUGUCACUCUGCCUUUAGUCGGCAAAAGAAACAAUGUUUUCAAGAAUAAACAGGAAAAAAACUACAUCUUUAAUCAGUUUUAAAAAAUCUAUUAUCUAUUUUAGGUUUGUUUUUUCAAACUCUUAUCAAUAAAUACGAUACAAGGUUGCAAAUAAGUUUUCCCACAAAAAAAGAGUCAGAAAAACACCCAAGACACGGCACGAAUAAUUUUAGUUUUUUUUUUUUUUUUUAAA
Messenger RNA from Lucilia cuprina (Australian sheep blowfly), 3726 nucleotides. Its product is annotated as putative polypeptide N-acetylgalactosaminyltransferase 9. The coding region runs from base 1056 to 1697 and encodes 213 amino acids. The record is from RefSeq and is a predicted model, not a curated record. The transcript is spliced from 2 exons. Lineage: Eukaryota; Metazoa; Arthropoda; Insecta; Diptera; Calliphoridae.